CAUCUUUCCUCCUCUCUGUCUCUGAAACGGAAGAUUAACUACAAAACACAACAAUGGGGGGAUUUAACGCGUAGCAGCCGCUGCUCCAUUUUAUUUAGAUUUAAAGCGUCGCGUUUGGGUUUAUUUCCCGUGAAAAUGGCGACGGGGGCAGGCUGGCAGCCUCCGUACAACACCUCGACUAGCAACACCAAAUAUACCCCUUCUCCAACAUCCAGCAUGUUUUACGACGGGAGUUUGACGCUGGACUACACUCAAGACCUGCAUUUGAAGAUGAGCAAGAAGAUAGCACAGCUGACGAAGGUAAUUUAUGCUCUCAACACAAAGAACGACGAGCACGAGGAGGAAAUCGAGUCUCUGAAAGAAGCCCACGAGGACGAGGUCCAACACAUAGUGACCGAAACCAGAGACAAGAUCAUGCAGUACAAGAGCAAGAUGGCGGACGAGGCCGACCUGAGGCGGCGGCUGGCCAGUCUGGAAGAAUCUGUCGAACUCCACGAACACAUGAAGAGACAGGCUUUAGCAGAGUUUGAGAUGUACAGACAGAGAAUGGAGGACUCUCAGCUCUGCACGGAGGCCCAGCACACCCAGAGAGUGGUUUCUAUGAGCAGAGAGGUGGAGGAGAUGCGUCGGGAUUUUGAGGAGAAGCUGCGGGCUUUCAGCCAGGCUCAGGCCCAGUUUGAGGCGGAUAAGCGGCGAGCGCUGGAAGAGCUGAGGGCCACCCACCGCCAGGAGGUGGAGGAACUCCUCAACAACCAGCAGAACCAGAGCGCCUCCUCCACUGAAGACCAGGAGAAACUGGCCGAGCUGCAUAGACAAGAGGUGGAGGCAUUGAUGGAGAGGGUGGAGGAAAUAACAAAGGAUAAAGUCCGUCUGGUGGAGGAGUAUGAGGCCAAGCUUGGAAAGGCACAAGAAUAUUAUGAGAGAGAGCUGGAGGCCAUGAGAAGAACGCAUCAGCUCACCACGGAGAACCUGCUGGCCUGGAAAAGGACCGAGGUUGAGCUUCGGAAGGAGUUUCAGGCUCAGGAAGCAGCACUGCAGCGCUCGCUGUCUAAGCUGCGAACUGAGCUCCAGAAAGCACAGGAGGAGGCCAGAGAGAACCGAGACAGGACCAACAGACUGCAGACAUCGCUGGCCAACGCCGAGGGAACAAUCAAGAACCUGCACAAGCAGCUGGAGGAGGCCAUUCAGGACGGAGAGAUCUGGGUGAUGCAGCUGAAGGACACUGAGUAUGAACUAGAGGGAAGCAGGGAACGAGUUCAACAGCAGGCGACUGAAAUCCUCCAUAAAGCCAGUCAGAUUGGCUCGUUGCAGGCCACGCAAAUGGCCCAUGAGGCGACCAUCAGGAACUUGGACCAGGAGCAGAGCCGGCUGAAGGAGAAGAUCAGCCGGCUGGAGGAGGAGAGGGAGGCUCUGCUGAACCAGAGUCAGGCCUCCAACGAGCAGCACAAACAGCAAGUGCUCAAACUAGAACAGUCUCUGCGUGAGGAGCACCAGGGUUAUGAGAAGGAGCUCUGCAGGCUGAGAGCACACUCUGAGGAGGAAAUGCAUCGCUUUAAAGAGGCGCAGGUCAGAGCGCUGGAGGAGCUGGAGGAGAAACACCAGGCCAUGAGGGAGGAGGCGCAGCAGGAGAAAGAGGAGGAGAGGAAGCUCCUCAUGACAAAAAUGAGUCAGGAGUUUGAGAUUAAGCGUCUGUCAUUGGAGGAGCAGCGAGAUCGCCUUCAGCAGCAGCUCGACAACUUGAAGGAGGAGCUCUCGGCCAAACUCAAUAUGGCCAAUCAGGAGGUGUCACACCUCCAGGAGCUGGUGAGGGAGGGGGAGCAGAACUUGGGUUCAGCUCAGACGCAGAUCAGCUGUCUGAGAGAAACUCAGGAGAAACUCAAGAUAGAACUCGAUGCCACGAGAGCCCGAGUCCGAGAGACCAGCAACCUGCUGACUGACCUACAGGAGGAGAUCGAGACCCAGAGACAGCAGCAUGAAGCCAGAGUGAUGUCCAUCAGAACAGAAGAGAAACAGAAGAUGGACAAGAUGGCAGACGACUUGGAACAGAAAUGGAGAGACGCACUGCGGGAGGAGGUGCGUUUGUUGAAGGAGGAGCUGACCGAAGAGUAUGAAGCGGACAAACAGGCAGCGCUGACUCAGCUCUCGCAGCAGAAGGAACUGGAGAUGAUGGCGGCACGAGAGGGCUGGCAGAGGAAGGUGGAGGACCUGCUGGAACAGAUCUCUCUGUUGAAACAGUCCCUGGAGCUGCAGCUGUCUCAGUCCCAGUCGUCGCUCCAGCAGCUGCAGUCUCAGUUCAACCAGGAGAGGGAGCUGCUGAGCCAGCAGCUGAAAGAGAUGCAGAGAGAGCAUCAGAGGAGAGAGCAUCGACUACAGGAGGCUCACUGCUGCGCCCUGAGCACCAUGGAGGAGGCCAGACAACACCAGAUAAGGGCUCUAGAGGAGCGUCUGAAGCAGGAGCAGAGGGAGGAGGUCCACGCUCUGAAGGAGGCCCACAGGAGGACCUUAGACAUCCUUAGACAGCAGUCAGACCAAGAGCUACAGACGCUGCGAUUUGAGCUGGAGGACGAGGGGAAAGCAAAGCUCGCAUCUCUUCGUGCAGAGCUAAACCACCUCCACGCUGCAUCCAUAGAGCACCUAAAGCAGAUCCACCUCAAAGAAAACACUAACGUCAAACGAGAACUAGAGAAAGCUAUGGAGAUCAGCCACCAGCAGGAACAAGAGCUCCUGGGUCGCAUCUCAGAGCUGCAAGCAGAGCUGUGUUCCCGUAGCAACCGCAUCACCGAUCUGGACCACGAGAUCCACUCUCUGAACGAGACCAUCGAUACUCUGACCAGAGAGCUGGAGAUAAAGGGCAAAGAGGUGCUGCGGGUCCGAAGUGAAGCUAACCAUCAGAUAAGGGCCCACGAACAAGACCUUUCAAAGAGACAUGAGAGGGAUCUGGGGGAGAUAAGUAUAGUCCAUCAAAGAGAAACACAUAUCAUGCUGGCUGACUUCAACAAGGCCCAGGAGGUCCUCAAAGACAAGAUCACAGCACUACAAAUACUGUUGGAGGGGACAGAGGAGAAGUUAAGAAACAGAGAAAGCCGACCAGAAGACCUGCAUGUGAUAGCAGAGCUCCGAGAGAUGGUGACUGAAAGAGAAGCUCUGGUGAAAAAGCUGGUGGACGACAAGAAGUUCUACCAGCUGGAGUUGGUCAACAGAGAGACGGGGUUCAACAAGGUCUUCAAUUCCAGUGCCAACGUUGGUGUAAUCAACCCUCUUAUCAAGCCUUCCUGAGGCAAACGCCGCGACACCAUCAAACCCGAGGGCGGCGGAGGCAGGAAAAAGCAAAGACCACCUUGAAAAAGAAGA
Plectropomus leopardus (leopard coralgrouper) is the source of this 3351-nucleotide messenger RNA. Its product is annotated as protein FAM184A. The record is from RefSeq and is a predicted model, not a curated record. Lineage: Eukaryota; Metazoa; Chordata; Actinopteri; Perciformes; Serranidae.